CCGACAAUUAAAAAAUUCGACAAUAAACAAACAAGAGAUAGUACCACGAAGCAUCCGGAAUUCUCUUAAAACGAUAAAAACCUCGGAUUGACAACUACUAUCACAGUUUAAAAUUUCCGCAACACUCAUACAGUAAUGGUUUCGUGGAUUAAUAAUUAAGUUGAUUCAUAAUAAGUGAGUAAUUAUUGAACCUUCAAGCCGGUCAAUUAGCCAAUUAAUAUACAGGACAAUAUUAUACAUCGCUUUGUCGAUAUUUAACGUAUCGUUAAGUAUUUAUUCUUAUUCUCGCGAUGCAUUAUACGGUUGUAAUUAUUGUUUAUUUAAGCGUGAAUGUUUUUCCAGUGAUUUCUUAUAGUUUUAAUAGUGAAAACGUAAUACUCAUCAAUCAGGAUAGUGUAAAAAAUACCUAUUUUUCUUAUAGUUUGUUAUUGCAAGCUGGCGAAAAUGCAUCUUCCCUUAUUGUAGGAGCUCCUAAAAACAGCAACAAACUAAGCUCUGGGGGUGAUGUCUACAAAUGCGAUAUAAGUCCCGAUGGUGGAACAACUUGUAUUCAAUAUCCUGCAGGAAGAAUGAUAGACUCCAGUACACCAAAUGGAAACUUUUUUGGUAUGACCAUGGAUGGCGAUGACCACAUCAAUGGAGCAUUAGUUGUGUGUGCCCCAAGAACUUUACCUUCAAAUUCGCAACUGAAUUACCUUAGAGGUUAUUGUAUUUAUUUGAGGAAUUCUUCGGAUAUAACGCAACAACCUGUAAGGAUAGUGCCCCUUGAAAACGCUGGGUCUGAUUCAACGUGUUGUGAUUAUGGAGGAAAAGCCUACUACAAUUUUGGUUUUGGUAUGGCAGGAUUCGAUGUUUCAUUUUUUUCUGAGAACGAUGUACUAUUUGGUGCUCCAGGAGUUAAAAAGUUCAACGGCGUAACUAUUUCAUAUUCACUACGUCACUCAAGAUUAGUAAGUAUGCUACCCUACAGAUCGUUACCGAAUCCUGACGACGAUGAUACUUACUUUGGUUAUUCAGUUGCGACAGCUAAAUUUUCACCAAACAGUGAAGACGUUUGGUUUGUAGCAGGAGCACCACGAGCAAAUAAUUUAAAAGGAAAGGUAACCAUUUACUACUACGACGUAGGUGCCAAAGAAAAAAUAAACGUUGUGACAAGCUUUGAUGGCGAUGAAAUGGGUUCGUAUUUUGGUGCUUCAGUAUUACCAUUAGAUGUCAGCAAUGAUGGUAUAGUCAAUAUGUUAGUGGGAGCACCCAUGACCAAAGGGAGAAGUUGGGAUGAAGGCUGUGUUUACUUUUACAGGGGAUUACAUGAAAAGUCAUUUCUACGAAAAAUUGAACUGACUGGUUCAUCAAAAGUUGGCAGUCGAUUUGGAUCAGCAAUAGUUUCGCUGGGUGACUUUGACUUGGAUGGAUAUAAUGAUGUGGCCAUUUCUGCACCAUACGAAGAUGAUGGCAAAGGAGCUGUGUAUAUUUAUAAAGGCAGCGCAGAAGGGUUAAUUGAUCAGUUUAGUCAAAGAUUAUCACCCGGAGAUUUCAAUAUCGGCCAAACCAUAGUCAAGGGGUUUGGAUUGGGAAUUUCCAAAGGACAGGACACUGAUGGAAAUGGACACAACGAUAUCGCAAUUGGAGCUUACAAAACAGACCAAGUAUUUAUCGUCAGAAGUUACAGCAUUAUCGACUAUCAAAUUUUAUUACACCCCGACAUCAGCUCUAUUAAAAACGAUACUUCACAAUUUAAUUUAAGAUUUUGCCUGUUAUACACGAAGAGAAGUGACAAAGAUAUUUUAAAACAUGUUGAUUUUUUGGUGUCAUUAAAUAUGGAUUAUCGUGCAUUAACAGGAAAUGUCGCUGAUCGAUUAACUGUGAAAUUAGGAGCUAAUCAAUGUAAGGAAUAUAGUGUUCAAUUAAAAGAAACAAUGAUGGAUAUAUCACCAUUUCAAAUAGAUCUUCGCCUAGAAACCAUAACUAAAGAUAUUAUUGCUAAUGGAGAGAAAUCCAUAGAUGUUCGCAUUCCUUAUUCACAUGGUUGUGGUGACGAUAAUAUUUGUAAUACAGACUUAUCCGUUGGACUUGAAUCAAACAGGGAUACUUUAGUGCUAGGAGGAGAUAAACAAAUAGACCUGAAAGUAUUAGUAAAUAAUAACGGUGAACCAGCUUACCAAUGCGUUGUGAUGCUAGUGGUACCAAUAGGAAUUGAACUAAGGAACUUGAAAGAUUGCAUUAGCACUGACACAAAUUAUACGUGCUUGAUAAGUGAAAAAUUAGUUGGAUUUAUUGAACAAGAUUUUAUAUUUGAUAUACGAGACAUUACUGCUAAUACACGCAACAUCGAAAUAAGAGCUGAAGUAGGCAGUUUGGGUAUAAACAAUCCAGGAAGCAAUCAAAAAAGUGAACUCACUUUACCUGUUGUAUUGGACAGUUUUCCCUAUAUUGUUGGAAAAUCUGUACCUGAUCACAUUGACUUGGACAUUAAAAAAUACAAAGAAGAUAUGGAAGUUGUCCAUCAAUUUUCCAUUGGCAAAAAUGGACCUUCGCCCCUUGAAGUCAAUGUAGACAUCUUAAUACCUGCUGUGGAAUAUGAUGGAGAAAUUAUUUCUAAUAUUGUUGAUGUCGUGGGUAAAGUUGGUGAUAUUCAGAUAUCCUGCACCAAAUCGCUCAUUGAAAAUAAAAUUUCACUGUCUGAUUUCGAUAAUCUAAAUAUUGCCGUUAAUAGAACUGUAAUAGUAAGUUGUGAUUCUGACACCAGAUGCUUCAAGUUUUCUUGCAAGGGUGAAUACUUGUAUUCUUCUGACCAACUAGCAGUAUUCAAAAUAGAAACGUCCAUUAAUGCUAAAUUACUUGGCUUAAAAUAUAAAAAUGAAUUAACUCUGAAGGAUUUAAUAGCUUUUGUGCCUGUGGCAUAUCAGAGAACUUCAACGACUGAAUCUGAAAGGGUCGGAGCCACAGCAGUAUUUUUGGUUUUCGUGCAACGUUUAGUAAUGGUACCUUUAUGGGUAUAUUUACUGGCGCCAAUAUUAGGAGUAAUUUUGUUAAUAUUAAUCAUCUAUGGAUUGUAUAUGUGUCAUUUUUUUGAAAGAAUAUACAAGGAAAAAUUGGAACAAGAAAAAAUAUUGAUAUCGGAUGAUGCGUCUAUCGAAGAAGAGAUAUUCGAUAACGUAGUCUUUCGUCCCAUGCAAGAAAACGCAAUGACUGAAAAGUAGAUGUAGGUGUAUUAUGAAAUAAUUUUUGUAUUUUUGUAUUAUGUGGACCUGGUAGGUGUAGGUAAAUAGAUAUUUUUCAAUAA
Messenger RNA from Ceutorhynchus assimilis (cabbage seed weevil), 3283 nucleotides. Lineage: Eukaryota; Metazoa; Arthropoda; Insecta; Coleoptera; Curculionidae. The record is from the annotation of a GenBank genome assembly.